Molecule: messenger RNA, 4311 nt
Organism: Sordaria macrospora k-hell
Lineage: Eukaryota; Fungi; Ascomycota; Sordariomycetes; Sordariales; Sordariaceae
Source: RefSeq, a predicted model, not a curated record
AUGUCGGAAGCCGACAACACCAUUGAGGUGGUUGAGCAGGUCGAUGCUCCCACUCCCACCCAGUCAGAGCCUGCCCAGUCCGAGGCCGAGCAGUCAGUGAGCGCUCCCUCACCGCCACCAGCCGAAGAGCCAUCUACCAACGGCACCGCGGAUGCGGAUGCCCCUGCGGAAGCGGAUGCGGGCGCGAAGCCAACGGCGGCAGCAUCGCCCAAGAGCGCAAGCCCCAAAUCCUCCCCUACCGCGGCUGCGAAACGGACCGCGACAGGCACAACAGGCACAACUGCAACUGCCCGUCGCUCGGUUGUUGGUGCUUCCUCCACUGCUACGAAGCCCACCGCCUCUUCUGCUACCCGCACCAGCACCACUGGUACCGCGACCAGCAGGACCACCACCACUCGUCCGGCCAGCAUCUCGAGCGCCCCCAAGCGCCCAACGACCGCUGCUUCGACCACGACCGCUUCUCACCGCACUCGUCCUUCCGCUUCCGAGAUCGACAGCAAGUCCACCACUGCUUCCCGUCGUACAUCGGUUGCCCCCAGCAGCACUGGUGCUUCGCCUACUAAGCCAGCCACCAGGGUUUCCAGCACCACUUCGAGCACCACCGCCGCCGCCCGCAAGCCAGCUACCUCCACCGUAUCACCUAGAACAAGCACCACCGGCGUUUCUAGGACACCAACCACCACCAGCUCUGCUGCCAGCGCCGCUCGGAGCGCCUCUCGCGCAUCAGUUACCACACCCACCUCCGAUGCCGCGAGAAAGCGUCUUUCCCUGGCUAGCUCGACCGGCCCCACGCCGACUACUGCUAGACACACUUCCCGCCCUUCGUUGGCUUCGAGCGCCGGUGCUGCCGCUGCCGCUGCCGAAUCUGCCAAGGAGAUUGAGGCGCUCAAGAGCAAGCUGGAAGCUAGCGAGGCCGAAAUCGCGGAACUCAAGUCUCAGAUCACCUCAUCCCAGGAGAAGAUCGAAGAGCUUAGCGCGAAGGCUGCCGAUUCCACCACCGAUUCCGAGAAGCAAGAGACUGCUGAGGAUGGCUCUAGCCAAGAGCAUAUCGAGGCCCUCACCGACUUGAAGGCCGAGCAUACCGCUGAGAUCGAGGCCCUCAACAAGCAGAUUGCCGAGUUGCAGGAGAAGCUUUCCUCUGCCGAGACUGAGCUUGUUGCUCAGAAGAGCCAGCUUUCCGACGCUGCGGGGUCCAAGGAUGUUGCAGAUUCCGAGGUCGCCAACCUGAAGGAGUCUUUGGAUGCCCUGGAGGCUGAAUACCAGGCCAAGCUGGCUGAAGCUGAGGCCAACCUCAGCAAGACCAAUGAGGAGCACAGUGCUGAGAUCGAGACUCUCAAGGCUACUCUUACCGAGCAGCAUGAGCAAGCCCUAGUGGAGCUCAAGACCAAGUUCGCUCAGGAGCAACAAGACGGCGAUGACGGAGCGACCGAGGCUCACGAAAAGGCCAUCCAGGAGUUGAAGGCUAGCCACGAGAGUGCCAUUGCCGAGCUCCAGAAGAAGAUUGACGAGUUGUCCUCCUCGCAGGCUGCCAACGACGCUGAUGCCACUAAGCUCGAGGCCUUGGAAUCCCAGAUUGCCGAGCUGAAGGCCAAACUCGAGGCUUCCGAGCAGAACGCUGAGUCGGCCAAGGCCGAGCUCGAAUCCAAGGUGGCCUCCUUUGCUUCUUUGGAGGCCAAGGUCGCUGAUAUGGAGACUGAGCUGUCGGCGGCCAAGGAGGAAGCGAGCAAGGCCGCUGCCACUCACGCCGAGCUCCAGAAGCGUAUCGACGAGCUUACUGAGGAGACCAAGUCUCAGGAGGCCAUCAUUGCCAAGCUCAAGAAGGAGACUGCUUCUGCAGAGGAACUCCAGAAGCGCAUUGAACAGCUUACCGAAGAGAACACCACCUACGAGGCCACUCUUGCCAAGCUGAAGGAGGAGACGUCGGCUGCCGAAGACCUUCAGAAGCGCAUUCAGGAACUUGAGGCCGAGGCCAAGGACAAGGAGGCCACCAUUGCCCAAUUGAAGGACACCACCACCGGUUCGGACGAGCUCCAGAAGCGCAUCGAUGAGCUUAGCAACGACAGCAAGGACAAUGAAGCUACUAUCACCCAGCUUAAGGAGGAGGUCGCCGCUGCCGAAGAGCUCCAAAAGCGUAUUCAAGAGCUCACCGAAGAAGCCAAGACCAAGGAAGCCACCAUUGCCAAACUGCAGGAGGAUCUGGCUGCCACUGCUGAGCUUCAAAAGCGUGUUGAUGAGCUCACCGAGGAGGCCAAGGAGAAGGAGGCUACCAUCGAGAAGCUCAAGGAGGAACACAAGGCCGCCGAUGAUCACCACCAGAAGCAGUUGCAGCAGGUCAGCAAGGACUACGAGGACGAGAUCGAAAGCCUCAAGGGUGAUGCUUUCUUCAAGCGCAAGUUCCAGGAGCUUGAAGUCAAGUACGCCGAGCUCACCAAGUCUCACGAGGACUCUGCUGAGGAGCACGCCAAGGCCCUUGAGUCCGCCAAGUCCGAGCAUGAAGCUGCUGUCAAGGCCCUGGAAGCCAAGGAGGCCGAGCAUCAAAAAGCUUUGGACGCCUUGAGGGCCAGCCUCGCCGAGGAGCUCGAGAGUGCCAAGGCCGCUGCCAGACAGCAGGCUGAAGAAGCCAGCCUCGAGCAGCUUGAGGCCCUCAAGACUAGCCAUUCUAGCCAAAUCGAUAUCCUCAAGGGUGAGAGCGCAGCUGCUCUGGCUAAGGAACUUGAGGCACUAAAGGCCAGCCACGCCGAAGAGCUUGCCGUUGCUCAGAAGUCUGUCGAUGGCAGCAACGCUUCCCAGUUGGAAGAUCUCAAGAAGGAGCUCCAGGCCAAGCACUCCGAGGAGAUUCAGAACUUGAUGGGCCAGCUUGAGAACGCUAACCAAAUCAAGAUUGAACUCGACGAGUUAAAGAAGAAGCAUUCCGGAGAGCUUGAGCAACUCAAGGCUGAACUUGAGAGUGGCCAAAGCCUUAAGAAGCAGCUUGAGGAGCUCGAGGCUAAGCAUGUCGAGGAGGUCCAGAAGCUCACGGCGGAACUCGAGAACGGUAGCCACCUCAAGGAGGACCUCGAGGAGCUGAAGGCCAUCCAUGCCCAGGAGGUGCAGAAGCUGAUGAGCGAGCUCGAAAACGCAAACAGCCUCAAGCAGGAUCUUGAGGAUGUUAAGGCCAGGCACGUGGAGGAGUUGAAGAGACUGACAAGCGAAGUUGAGGGCUCUACCAGCCUCAAGGGCGACCUCGAGGCUGUCCAAGCGAAGCUUGCUGGGGCAGAGGCCAAUCUCGCCGCUGCCCACCAAACCGCUGAGCAGGCGAGAAGGGAGUUGGAGGACAGCAACGCCGCCGAGUUCGAGAAGAUGAUUUCGGCACACCAAGAAGCCCAGGAGGCUUUGAGGAAGGAGAACGCGGCGAACGUCAAGGCUCAGCUUGAGGCCCUGAAUGCGGAACACGACAAGGCCAUCGAGAACCUCAAGGCCGCCCAUGAGGCUGCUCUCAAAGAGCAGACUGAGGGCUUGGCCAAGCUCGAGGCUGCCAAGCAUGACCUUGAGAUGGCUCUUGCCUCUAUCAAGAUUGAGCACGACAAGGCCCAAGAAGAGUUGGACAAUGUCAGCCAGCAGUUGGCAAUGGAGAAGAUGGAGAAGUUCACUGCUCAGGCCGAGUUGGAUGCCGUCAAGAAUGCCAGGCCGGAUACCAGGGAGCUCGAUUCCCUCAGGCAGGAGCUCGCGGCGAUCAAGGCUGCCCAUGAGCAGGAACUCCAGGAGCAGAAGGAGGCCCUCAAGGCCGCCUUCGAGCAAGAUCUCGUUGCCCAGAGGACGUCCUUCGAGAGCGAGCUCACCGUUACCAGCGAGGCCGCGAAGAAGCACGCUGCUGAGCUAGCCAGUGCCAGGGAGGAGGUGGCCAUUCUUCACAAGGAGUUCCAGGCCUUCAAGCUCGAGGCCGAGGCUAAGCAGAAGACGUUCGAGGCCGACUACAAGGACAUGCACGACAGUCUGACACAGUUGGUCGAGGAGGAGCAGAACCAGAAGGCAGCUUACGCAUCUAAGCUGGCCGAAGAGGACAAGAUGAUUGUCGAACUCAAGGCGCUACUGAAGGUCAAGGACGCUGAGCUCGCGGAGGCCAAGAGCCACUUCACCAACGGGACUGGCGUCAACGGGGUCAAGGGCGACAAGGCCGCGGCGGAAGGUGAGAUUGAGCCUGACAACUCAUCCUCAGCAUUAGCUUCGAUCAAUAAGGCCCAAAAGAUGGUCAGCCAGCUGGCGGAGUUUACUGAGGACCUGGGCAACCAGAACUCGCAGAUGCUCCAGUCGAUUACGGAUAUCAAGUCUUGA